AUUUGUGAGCGAUUGCGAGAGAGAGUAAAGCCGCGAUGAGAUGGAGGAAGGCUCUAGUGUGCGCCGCGCAGCGACUAGUGUCGCGACCGUUUUCGUCGACGGCGUCGUACACUGUCAAUUCAAUUAUCCUACGCUCCCUCAAAGAUCACUAUCUCGAGGUCUCCAAGAUGACUCCACCUCCGAAGAUUAGCCCACCUUCUCCAUACCAAGUUGUAAAGGGGGCACUUGAUACUGGGGGCCCUGUUCUCAGGCGCGUGUUUGGAGAUGAGGUUGUCAAUGUAUCAGUUAUGAGAAUGGUUGACAUUAUUCCAGGAGGUUCUGCUGAUGAUUAUGGCAAUGACAACAUUAAUCAGUUAUUUGUUCAUGUUGACAUUGCUAAGCCAGGGCAGCAAGAUUCUCUGCAUUUACUUUGUGGAAUGUAUCCGGAUGCUCUUGGGAUUCAUUCUGUUUCACUCAGACCAAAAGCAGAGUCUGGAGGGUUCCUUGCAGUUCCAUCUAAAUAUCAUGGCCCAGUCUUUGAAGAUGUAGAUGAAAAGAUUCGAGAUGCUCUCCAUAGUUAUAUUGAAGAGCGUGGAAUAAACGAGAGCCUAUUUCCAUUUCUGCAAGCUUGGCUUUAUGUGAAGGAUCACCGCAAUCUCCUGCGAUGGUUCAAAACUGUUGGCACUUUUGUCAAUGACAGCCACCAAGGAACCCUACAGGCAUAAAGAAUUUAUCAGUGGUCUUCUCAACUUUUGUCAAUUUGCUUCUUGAAAUUACACCAAAUCUGAAAAGAAAAUAUAUUAUGGGCAGCUAGCUAGCUCUUUAUCUUUUGAUGUGGACCUGGUUAGUAGUAUUUCUUUUGUAUCAAAAUCGUUUUGAUUUGAAGGUAUCAUUUCUCUGUGGUUGGCA
Messenger RNA from Salvia splendens (bonfire salvia), 888 nucleotides. Its product is annotated as Mitochondrial glycoprotein family protein. The transcript has 3 exons. The coding region runs from base 36 to 704 and encodes 222 amino acids. Lineage: Eukaryota; Viridiplantae; Streptophyta; Magnoliopsida; Lamiales; Lamiaceae. Gene Ontology annotation, cellular component: mitochondrial matrix. The record is from RefSeq and is a predicted model, not a curated record.